Molecule: messenger RNA, 1409 nt
Organism: Soboliphyme baturini
Lineage: Eukaryota; Metazoa; Nematoda; Enoplea; Dioctophymatida; Soboliphymatidae
Source: the annotation of a GenBank genome assembly
AUGACAGAAACCGACGAAACACAUAGCGUCGAGGAAGGAGAAGCGAGCUCCAGCUCAACCAGCAGUUCUGCGUCUGUUGGUGGGAGCGAUAGAUGUCCGAUAUGUCUGAACGUAUUUCGGGACGAAGUAGUCGGAACUCCAGAAACAUGCAGCCACACGUUUUGUGUCGAAUGUCUAUACGAGUGGGCGCAGCAAACGGCGACAUGCCCGGUGGAUCGAAGCAACUUCGACAACAUUUUGGUCAAAUCGAUAACAACCAGUCAUUUGAUACGCAAGAUCGUGGUGGAGAAAGUUACCAAAGUUGACAGUUCAGAUGAAUUGAACGAAGACGACUUGACUUUCUGUGAGGUUUGCAAUCGCUCGGACAGAGAAGACCAACUACUGUUAUGCGACGGCUGUGAUGCGGGGCGAAGGACUUCGCGCGGAAUUCCGCGUACUCGUGCCGCUGAACGCCUGAGGAGCAGAAUUGCUCGUCGACGAGAACGUGGCGUCCUCACCCCCAGCGAAAACCUUUCUCCUGCGGAGCGCAGUAAACCUCGAUCGGUUCAAUCCAAGUUGGUAGCCACUCUCGGCCUGCGAAAAGCGGAUCGUUAUUUGUUCCCACAGUACCACGCAAGCUUGUUGUCCAAGGGCAGCGCAAGUGGUAGUAGUUCCAGGUCAUCAAUGAGACUUGCUUUCAAAGGUUUUCUACCAUUCGAAGGAAUCGAAGAGCCGGAAGGUCCUCGUUUGCCAAGCAGAUCAGAGCCGAGGAUAUCGAACAAAGCGGAGGCGUUUAAUAAGCCGAUCAGAAAAGCGAAGAAUUCAAAUCAGGCAGCCAGUGCCCCUGCCGAGAACGAUCUUCUUGGCAAAAUCUUGGAAAAGCAGGCGGUGCUUGGUAUUUCAAGCCGAGAUUUGACGAUCGGCAAGGACGGCAGCAUUAACGUUAAGGACGAAACACAGCGGAAGCACAGUAGACAUGAUGAACUUAAAAAACGUGACGAUAGAGCACCGUCUUCCUCAGCCUAUGACCAUACGUGGAGAGAUCGGAAGAAAGAGAUGUCACGUGGCGGCGGCGAUCUGCGCACAGUGAAAGGAGAAAGUGCUAGUGGUGUGGCGGAGCGUCGCUGUUCACACGUGGCGUCGUGCAGCAAAUCUGUGCAAACGCCGCCGGCUCAGCCAAAAUCUUCACUUCCUUUUAACUCAGUGGAUGGCGAGUCGAUGGACCAUUCUGAAAGCGAACCGCUUCGUUCCGAGGCCAUGUAUCCGCGAACGGAUAAAAAACUGCUUCCCCCGUUGCCACUUCAUUUGAUACCAUUUCCUACAACCCGAUUAUUAAGUGGUAAUUGUUUAUGCAAAUUUUUUUUAUUUCAAAAAUUUACAUUUUCUUUAAUAUUAAAGUAUUCUUAUGAAAUAUCAGUUUCUCAAUAAUA